AGGCGGCGCUGGCGCAGUGGCGGCAGUACCACGAGACCGAGCGGCACUGGGCGCUGCGGCGCCGCUUCAUCCUGCGCCACCUGCGGAGCUACCCGGGCGCCGCCAUCGACCAGCUGCUGGCGCUGUCCGUGCUGUGGGCCAACCACGUCUUCCUGGGCUGCAGGUAUGGCGCACAGGUCAUGGAGAAAGUCCUCAAGAUGGCCGAAGGCAUUGAUAUUGGGGAAUUGCCAUCAUUCGAGUUGGUGCCUAGUGCCAAGGCACGGAAGCGACCCUGUUCUCUACCUUCUGCAAAUUCUGCACCUUCCAGUCCAGAGCCUCCCAAAAAAGUUCUCCCCAGGUUCCGUGUGAGACCUCGUUUUGAACCCAUAUACUUUGUAGCCAGUAAUGAGAAAGUUGGAGGAAAGGAAGAUCCUUCAGACAACCAAACACAGGAAUCCGACAAGGAUACAGAUGCACACAGCGCAUCACAGCCAGCAGAAAACUGUACCAACCUGGCUUUCAACAUCUUCAGUGCUCUAGAAGAAGAUCCCCAGUCCUCUAACUCAGUGGGUUUAGGCUAUGGAAGUAGCCAGGCGACAGGUACCAGUAAGAUUUUAAACAGUAUGGACACUACCUUCAGUGAUGCUACACAACUGUCAACCUCCCCCUUAGCUGCUCAGACUUCCUCUGAAACUUUCUCCCCAUCAGUUGUAGCACUGAAGCAGAAUUUUAUUGAUAAACUCUCAGCUGCUAUUUGGAAAAAUCUUGCUAACCCAGAUGCAAACAUUGGGACUGAUAAAAUUAAUUAUACUUAUCUGUUGACUCGCUCAAUUCAGGCCUGUAAGACAAAUCCUGAAUAUAUUUAUGUUCCUUUAAAAGAAAUUGCUCCUGCUGAUCUCCCAAAAAGUAAGAAGCUUCUCACAGAUGGCUUUGCUUGCGAAGUGAGAUGCCUCAAUGUCUACUUAACCACUGGUUACGCUGGCAGCAAAAAUGGAUCUAGGGAUCGCGCCACAGAAAAGGCAGUCAAGCUGUUGCAAAAGACUGUUGAAGUGAGAGUUAUUCAGCGGAAGUUCAAACAUAGCUAUCAGGAGGACUUAGUCGUGUGUGAGGUUGAUGCAUCUCCCCCAGAAUUCCCUCCUGCUCUCAAACCAUACGAUGAAUUUGUAGCUGCCAACCGAGAUUGUGUACCUAUUCAGCCUGGCUCUGAGUUUGUGAAAAGUGGUUCUAACUCAAACAAGCACUGGACCAGCUUUGUCCUCAUAGAAAAUGCCAGUGAUGCGAUCGGGAUACUGAACAACUCAGCUUCAUUUAACAAAAUGUCGAUGGAAUACAAGUAUGACCAGAUGCCCAACCGCUCGUGGCGCUGUCGAGUGUAUUUACAAGACCAUUGCUUGGCAGAGGGGUAUGGCACUAAGAAAACCAGCAAACAUGCCGCAGCAGAUGAAGCUUUGAAAAUUCUUCAGAAGACCCAGUCCAAUGUGACAGCUAUCAAAACCACCCAGGUUCAGAAAGUGGGCUGUUCAUCCAGGGGUGGCAAGAAGAAGGACUUGAAGGAGCUGGUCAUCUAUGAGAACUCUAACAAUCCCGUGUGUACACUUAACGACACCGCCCAGUUCAACAAGAUGACUGUGGAGUAUGUCUUCGAAAGGAUGACGGGCAUGCGGUGGAAGUGCAAGGUGAUGCUAGAAAAUGAAUUCAUUGCUGAAGCCAUCGGCGUUAAGAAAUCUGUGAAGCACGAGGCAGCAGAGGAAGCUGUGAAAAUACUCAAAAAGACGCAGCCCACUGUUGUCAACAACCUGAAGAAAGGCACCAUCGAAGAUGUCAUCUCAAGAAAUGAGAUCCAGGGCCGCUCAGCAGAAGAGGCCUUCAAACAGAAGAUAAAAGAAGAUAACAUUGGGAAUCAGAUUCUAAGAAAAAUGGGCUGGACGGGUGGUGGGCUUGGGAAAGACGGUGAAGGGAUCCGAGAGCCUAUUUCAGUGAAGGAGCAGUUUAAAAGGGAAGGACUUGGCCUUGAUGUGGAAAGGGUGAACAAAAUUGCCAAGAGAGAUAUCGAGCAGAUCAUCCGAAAUUACGCUCGCUCAGAGAGUAACGUUGACUUGACGUUCUCGACAGAACUUAACAAUGAUGAACGGAAGCAAAUACAUCAAAUUGCCCAAAAAUAUGGGCUUAAAAGUAAAUCGCACGGGCAGGGUCAUGAUAGAUACUUGGUGGUAAGCAGAAAGAGGCGCAAGGAAGACUUAUUAGACCAACUGAAGCAAGAGGGCCAAGUUGGGCAUUAUGAGCUUAUUAUGCCUCAAGCAAACUGAGAUGCAUGGUGCCCAGUUUUACCAGUGAACGCAAAACAAAACUGAUUUCCUAGCUCCUGAAUUAGAGAGAGAAAUGCUGCAUUUUCUUGUUGUGGGGCAUAUUCAUGUUGAAAAUGUUCUACAUUGCUGAUUUUAAUUUUGAAAAUGUUAUUAGAAAAUUAGAACCUGCCAAGUUCUGUCCAAUUAUAUUAGCACAACCCAGACGCCAAUAGUUCUGUUCCUGUACGUGUCUUCGGUUCCUCCAUAUUUUAAUAGUUUUGUAAUAGCAAAAAUGCACGUCCAACCACAGCGAAUUUGACACCACUUAAAAUUAUAGCUCCCUUAGUCUUUUUGGACCCAGGAAAUAAGUCUGCCUUUGUUAUUUAAAAACAAACAAACAAAACAAAAAAAGGAAAGAAAAUGCAGUUUGGAGGAAAAAUUAUGUAAAGUUGGUAUUAAUGACAAUAAAAAUACAGUUUUAUUUCUGGAAAAACAGGAUUUACUACUUUUUGUAUGUACAUUUUUGUGUGAUGCUGCAGUUAUUUCAGAGUAUUAUUUAGCAAGGUAAAGUGAUGCGUCCAUCUUGUGUUAUGUGGAGAAACCUCCAAACCAGCUUUUAACAGUAGUUUUAUUAGCAGAGCUCUACUAUAAGUAUUCUGGUCUCCCAAACUCCGAGCUGCUGACUGCACCUUAAUGUUACUUGUAGAUAAUUCCAGAGCAUUUUUGCCUUGAAGCACUGCUUUAUACCUUGGAGAAGCAUGAAAUUACAAGAACCAGGGUGAAUGCAGCCCCCCUGUGUUAGAGAUGCCUAUGUUACUUGUGGAGCAAUGACUAUAUAACUUAUUUUUUACUUAUAUUUAAUAUAAGUUUUUUAACCCUGAGCAAAAUCAGAUUUGUGCCUAAUGAUUUCUUUCCACCCCAUUAAUGUACCCGGGCUUGCAUAUGUCACGAAGAGAUUCACAAGUAAAGUGUUCUUAUGCUGCUUUGCCAUGUGGUUUGAGUGUGGAGUCUAUCCAGGGCCGACAUACCACAGGACUAGGUACUGGGAACAGGCUGGUCUAAAGAACAACUUGUGCAUGUUGCUAUUCACGGGGCAAAACCCUUCUGGCAUUGCUCAGCUCUGGGAAUGUUCCUGGGUAGCACUGCUUGGAAAAUGUGGGGAAAACUAAUAAGAGGGAGAAAAAUCAGUCUUGAACCAGCAAAAAUACAUCUGUACAUGGUGUUUUUUCUGGUGGGUCAGCCACCUGCUGGCUUUCCACCAGCUCAGAUCUCUGCUUCCCUCAGCCCCUUGUAAUAAAUACCAGCCCGUGUGUCA
Gavialis gangeticus (Gharial) is the source of this 3579-nucleotide messenger RNA. RefSeq names its product NFKB repressing factor (gene NKRF). The coding region runs from base 180 to 2285 and encodes 701 amino acids. Gene Ontology annotation, molecular function: nucleic acid binding. The transcript has 3 exons. Gene Ontology annotation, cellular component: nucleolus; nucleoplasm. The record is from RefSeq and is a predicted model, not a curated record. NCBI's taxonomy places the organism in Eukaryota, Metazoa, Chordata, Crocodylia, Gavialidae.